AUUUACAAGAUAAAGGUAAAAUAUGCAUUCCCCGUAAUGUUAUCCAGUCUUAUACGGGAUUGUGGCUGUACGGCAUCUUCUCCUUUAUCAACAAUGGCGGUCAUUGGCCUCACAAUUCUCACAAACAAUCCUCACUUUGGAAUGACUCGGGCUAGCAACAACUACAAAUACAAAAUGCGGGUACCUUACGAACUGAAGAAAGGACAGUCUCGGCAAUUUCACAAGCUCCCUUCCGGUUCCAACAUCGAGAUCAUCUUCCAAAAAGGCCUUCCAAAAAUCGAUCAGAAGCCGCCGCCGCUAGUAUUCGUGCACGGAAGUUUUCACGCGGCGUGGUGCUGGGCUGAACACUGGCUGCCCUUCUUUUCUCGACAUGGAUUUGAUUGCUAUGCUCUUAGCUUGCUCGCUCAGGGAGAAAGUGAUGCACCUGAUGGUGCAGUAGCAGGUUCACUCCAGAGCCAUGCAGCCGAUGUGGCUCACUUCAUUCACAACGAAAUUAGGUUACCACCAGUCUUGUUAGGUCAUUCUUUUGGAGGACUUAUCGUUCAACAGUAUAUCGCAAAUGAGAAAUCUCAAGUUUCAGAGAUGGAAAACAGACACCCAUAUCUAGCUGGGGCUGUCCUAAUUUGCUCGGUACCACCUUCAGGAAAUAGUGGCAUAGUUUGGCGGUAUCUAUUCUCCAAACCUAUUGCUGCAUUUAAGAUAACACGCAGUUUGGCAGCAAAGGCUUUUCAAACUUCUCUGCCACUUUGUAAGGAAACUUUCUUCUCUGCUGCUAUGGAGGAUCAUCUGGUCCUUCGAUAUCAGAAGCUGAUGACAGAAAGUUCAAGUAAGCCACUUUUUGAUCUGCGGAAGCUCAACGCAUCACUUCCUGUUCCUCCUGUGAAAGAUCAUUCCAUGAAGAUCCUUGUCUUGGGAGCAAAUGAUGAUUUCAUAGUGGAUGCAGAGGGACUUAGAGAAACAGGUAGGUUUUAUGGAGUGUCACCUGUUUGUGUGGAAGGGGUUGCACAUGACAUGAUGUUGGAUUACUCAUGGGAGAAAGGUGCGCAUGUAAUUCAAUCAUGGCUGAAUGCUUUGGACACAUAAGCAGCCUGAAUCAAUUAUGUUUCUAGAAUACUUCCUAUAUCAAAGAAGAAACUUGAUUUUCUGAAGAUGAAUACGUUUGUCACAUGGUAUUGCUGAAUAACACAUCUCUACCUGAGUAUAUUACACUAAGCUGGUGUUGGUUGGGGUUUCCUUAAAAUAUAGUAUCAAUGGAGUAUAAUGGAGUAUUUUUUUUGUAUGGAGAUUUCCAAAUGUUUGGACUAUUGACAGUGAGCACUUAGCAACUAAAUUUACCAGCUUGUAUUGUUGCCUACUGAGAGGUUAUAUAACAUACUAAUAGGAACUAUCAUUCUCAAA
Molecule: messenger RNA, 1398 nt
Organism: Salvia splendens (bonfire salvia)
Lineage: Eukaryota; Viridiplantae; Streptophyta; Magnoliopsida; Lamiales; Lamiaceae
Product: alpha/beta-Hydrolases superfamily protein
Exons: 8
Coding region: 37-1083 (348 amino acids)
Biological process (GO): phosphatidic acid biosynthetic process; lipid homeostasis
Molecular function (GO): carboxylic ester hydrolase activity; lysophosphatidic acid acyltransferase activity
Source: RefSeq, a predicted model, not a curated record